AAACUGCGGAAACGCGUCCAGAGAAAAGUUCAGCGCGUGCACAGGAAGGUGUGACGUGGAAAAAAAAUACACGCAACCUGGAAAAACCCGAGCGCGCGCUUGCAAUCCAGGAAUAUUUGACCCUUUAAGAAGAGACGUUUGUUUCAAGCCAUGGUCUAGGUCAUGGGUGACGUGAACGACUUCCGUGCUGUAACUCGCAGCAGAAGGCGCGCGACUAUCACCAGCGCUAAAGGUGAGCUCGUGCGACGUCCGAAUGGCGCGAGCUCACCUGAUACGAACAGUCCCACGUGGAUUCCACCUAAACACAAGGGACACGACGCACAGACGUUGGUUUUACCCGAGGAGAAGAGAAAAGUUAGUCGGAACGAUAACCUGAGUUGCCACAGGUUGCAAGAGUCGAUGCUGAGUUCCGCAAGCAGUUUCAAAAAUUACAGAGGAAUCCUGAACUGGUGUGUUGUCAUGCUGAUCUUGAGCAAUGCACGUCUGUUCUUGGAAAACCUUCUCAGGUAUGGUGUACUAGUGGACCCCAUUCAAGUGGUGUCGUUGUUCGUGAAGGACCCGUACAGUUGGCCGGCUGCAUGCCUGGUCAUUGUUUCAAAUGUGUUCAUACUUGUGGCGCUGUACAUAGAGAGGAAAUUAGCUAUCGGAGCCUUCAGUGAGCAGAUUGGCCUGAUUAUUCAUAUCAUCAAUCUGUCAGUAAUCUUGUGCUUUCCAGUGGUCAUUGUGCUCAUGCUGCCAUCUGUAACACCAGUUGGCGGUGCCUUUGCGCUGGCUGUCUACACUAUCCUGUUUCUGAAGCUCUACUCUUAUAAGGACGUGAACAGGUGGUGCAGGGAACGGAUGCAGGCGAAGGCUCGCAGCCUGUCCAGAUCACUGUCAUGUCCAUCAACACCAUCUACCAGUGGAGAAACGUAUGUGUCCUAUCCUGGAAACCUCUCCCUGAAAGAUAUGUUUUAUUUUGCUUUUGCUCCCACAUUGUGCUAUGAGCUGAAUUUUCCUCGUUCUAAAUCUGUACGGAUGGGAUUCCUGCUCAGGAGGUUGUUUGAGAUGUUGCUGCUCACUCAGCUGCUAGUUGGCUUAACACAGCAGUGGAUUGUACCAGUUAUACAAAGUUCAAUGAAGCCAUUGCAGGAAAUGGAUUUCUCCAGAAUGACUGAGCGCCUGCUCAGGCUAGCUGUCCCCAACCACUGUCUCUGGUUGAUAUUCUUUUACUGUUUUUUUCACUCGUCCAUGAACUUUGUGGCUGAACUUAUGAGAUUUGGAGAUCGGGAAUUUUACAGAGACUGGUGGAAUGCAGAAACUGUAACUUAUUUCUGGCAAAACUGGAACAUCCCUGUCCAUAAAUGGUGCCUACGACAUUUUUACAAGCCCUUGCUGAAGAAGGGGGCCAGCAAGUUAGUGAGCCAAUCAGCGGUUUUCUUUGCCUCAGCCUUUUUUCAUGAGUAUCUGGUCAGUGUUCCUCUGAAGAUGUUCAGACUGUGGGCAUUCAUGGGCAUGAUGGCUCAGCUGCCAUUGGCAUGGUUUGUAGGGCGGUUUCUUAGGGGUAACUAUGGAAAUGCUGCCGUGUGGCUUUCUCUCAUAAUUGGCCAGCCAAUAGCUGUUCUCAUGUACGUCCAUGACUACUACGUCAUUCACCACCUGGAGGAAGCAGCAGAACCAGCAACUCUCUAAGCUGCAGACUGCGCACUGCUCCCGAAACUGUCUCACUGCCGUCCAACUUACACCUCCAGUUAUCACGCCUUCCUCAAAGAAAAGGAUCUUCACAGGCAUCAAACAAAUUCACUGGAAUUUAUUUCGAACAAAUGCCUUGACAGUUAUGUGAUGCCUUCCUGAGACGUUAGUGCUUGAAUUCAGCAGAUGUCUUUCACAAUUGUAGGCUUAGAAUGGACAGAUAGGAUUUUUAAAAAUGUUUUAUAUUGAUAUUACUUUACUGAUCAAAUAUAGCAAAUGGAUCACAGCUAGAGCAUUUAAAAGAUAAUAUGAACAAAUGUAUGUAAUUUUUAAGGGUAUUAUGAUAUUUGAUGUCAUUUUAGAUCAUUUUUUAAUAGGAUCCACAACAUUUUAUGUAUGAAUUGUUAACUUUGACAUUCAUUUUGCAUGAAAAGUACAUUUGUAGACUGUUAAUGUUUAAUAUAGUAUAGUACAAUGUUUGUUUUUCAGUGUGUUCUGGUUUACUCUAAGCUCCUGGGUGUAUACUGGAGACGUAAUUGUGUAAAAUCAGGGAGUGCCACCUACUGGUGUCUUGUAAAUCAUAAAGUGUAUGAAUGAAACUCUUAGGCCAUGUAAUUAUACCUUCAUGUGGAGACAUUCAUCAAACAUAAUUAUAUUCCAUAGAAUAGCAGAUACAGUGUAAUCUCCGACUGUGAUAUUUUCUGCAGAUUUUGUCCUUUUGGAGCCAUUUGUUUUCAAGAUGAUGAGGGUGCCAGGUCCCUCCAAUCAGUACAAGUUGGUGAUAAAUGGCUUUGGAGAUAAGUUGUAUAAUAGCUUGAGGUAGUACUGUAUAAAUAUCCUAUCUCCAACACUGAGAUGCAGGCAUGAUUUCACACAACGCUAUCUUAAAGGUUGAUUGCACGUUAAAACACUAUGGCCUGUUUAAAACACUGCCUGACACACGGUACUGGAAGAAUGAUUACAAUGCAGGGAAUCAAUGCCAUUGAUGCAGAGAUGCAGUUUAUCUAUUUUUACCAGUAGUUCUGUUCUCUAGUCUGUAUCAAGUUUGUUGUAAAUCUUUAGUUUUGUAACUUUUGGAAUUGCCUGCCAUCUACUGUUUGAGUUGAGUAGAAAAAAAUUAGUUUUAUGAUUGAACAUUGUUUGCUUAAUUUUAAAUACAAAUAUUGUUAAUAUUGUUUCUAAUUCCUUUGUGUAUUGACUUUUUGUACUUUUUGGGCAUUGGCAUGAAGUUUAACAGAGAAAUAAAGUCAUAAUGGAGAUUGGGGUAUAAUGUAAA
Molecule: messenger RNA, 2947 nt
Organism: Tachysurus vachellii
Lineage: Eukaryota; Metazoa; Chordata; Actinopteri; Siluriformes; Bagridae
Gene: dgat1b
Product: diacylglycerol O-acyltransferase 1b
Exons: 18
Coding region: 163-1671 (502 amino acids)
Biological process (GO): triglyceride biosynthetic process
Cellular component (GO): endoplasmic reticulum membrane
Molecular function (GO): diacylglycerol O-acyltransferase activity
Source: RefSeq, a predicted model, not a curated record